Cavia porcellus (domestic guinea pig) is the source of this 225-nucleotide messenger RNA. RefSeq names its product cAMP-responsive element modulator-like. NCBI's taxonomy places the organism in Eukaryota, Metazoa, Chordata, Mammalia, Rodentia, Caviidae. The record is from RefSeq and is a predicted model, not a curated record.
AUGACCAUAGAAACAGUUGACUCACAGCAGGAUAGAAAUAUAGCAGAUUGUGCAACAGACAGCAGACCUGCUCAUUUGCAGACUUGGACUGGCCAAAAUCAGGUCCUUACUUCAGCUCAGGUAUAACAAUUACAGAGACAGAUGUGUCUGCAGAAUCAGAAGAUUGAAGAAGAGAAGUCAUUACGAUGUUAUGAAGGACAUCAUUGCUGUGGAAGUACCAGCUAG